Oryza brachyantha (malo sina) is the source of this 3581-nucleotide messenger RNA. Its product is annotated as protein FAM91A1-like. The transcript is spliced from 10 exons. Bases 68 to 3040 code for a protein of 990 amino acids. Lineage: Eukaryota; Viridiplantae; Streptophyta; Magnoliopsida; Poales; Poaceae. The record is from RefSeq and is a predicted model, not a curated record.
ACACAAGAAAGGUUAGGUGGGGAAUUGAUCUUGAAGGAAGGGGCGGAGUCAGGGGAGUUCAUCGAUCAUGCAGCAGCAAAUGGCGGCAACGGUGGAGGAGCAGAUGAUGGUAAAGGCAAUUAGGGAGGAGCUCCCAUGGGAGAACCUCCCCAAGCGCAUCCAGGCCGCCCUUGUCUCCAAAGACGACUGGAACCGUAGGAUUGUAAAUUAUUGCAUACGGAAACGAUUGCCAUGGACCUCCUCUUAUGCGCGCAAAGUGUGCAAAGAGGGAGAAUAUUAUGAGGAUUUGAUGCGGUAUCUCCGCAAAAAUCUUGCAUUAUACCCAUACCAUCUUGCAGACUAUAUCUGUCGAGUAAUGAGGAUAUCACCCUUCAAAUAUUAUUGUGACAUCCUUUUUGAAGCUAUGAAGAAUGAGCAACCCUAUGACAGUAUUCCAAACUUUAGUGCUGCUGAUGCCCUGAGGAUCACAGGUGUUGGAAGAAAUGAAUUUAUCGAUAUUAUGAACAAGUGUAGAUCAAAGAUUAUGUGGAAGCUUAGCAAAUCAAUUGCAAAAGAGUUAUUGCCUGCACUCCCCGUAGACCAAGCAACAGAACCAUGGUGGACCGUUCGGUUUGUCAACUUCACAUUGGAAGAGUUUAAGAAACUUUCAGAAGAUGAGACUUCAGCAAUAGAUAAAAUAUCCAAGGAGGAAGUUAAUUCAUAUGUCCUAUUUGAUCCAAAUGUUAUAGAUGGUCUUUACAAGAGGGGAAUGGUAUACUUUGAUGUGCCGGUUUAUCCCGAGGACCGUUUCAGAGUAUCAAGGCUUGAAGGUUUUGUGUCAAAUAAGGAUCAAUCUUACGAAGAUCCAAUCGAAGAGCUAUUGUAUGCUGUAUUUGUUGUGUCAAGUGAAAAUGCCACAGUUGCUGAAUUGGCUAAAACUUUACAGGCUGACCUAUAUCAGCUUCAAGCAGCGGCAUCAUUUGCUUGUCGAUUGGGUUGGGCUGUAAAGCUUAUGGAUACCGAGUCUAUUCUUAGAGAUUCAAACUCAUCAACAAUACCUAGUAAUAUUCUUACUAAUGACGAUGAAGGUUCACAUAUGAGUAUCAACUCAGAAAAGUCAGGUCAUGAAUUGCUCAACAAUGAUUCUGAUGGGCCUAGGACAAUAUCCGGGGCUUCUUAUGUGGGUUUUAUUGUUGAUGCCAAUGUAACUUCAUACUUGAUGAUGGGUUCAUUAUCUCCAGGUCUAAAGUCUCAUGCGGUGACACUAUAUGAAGCCGGAAAACUCGGUGAUUCUUGCAUUGUUGAUCUAUGCAAUGACCUUGCUAGUUUAGAAGGAAAGAGAUUCGAAGGUGUGCUUCAGGAAUUUGCAAAUCAUGCUUUUAGCCUGAGAUGCUUCCUUGAGUGUUUGUUGUCUGGAGGGAUAGCACCAGAUGAAACUAUUGAAGCAAAUAAUCAAGAAUGUAGCAUACAAGAGAACUUCACCAAAACUUCAUCCAAGGAAAACAUUGAUGAGGGCAUUGGUAGUGUAGAUACUUCAGAGAUUGAUCAUUAUGAUGAACUAUCACAAGCAGUCCAGCCAAUGGUUAACUCUGAUGCUGCAGAUCAAUAUUCAUCAUCACCCUCAAGUAUUGUAUCUGAAUGUAAGAAAAGCACAGACAACAAUGAUUCUUAUAACAGUAAGACUUCUCAACUGAAUGGUUCAACUAACAUUAAUCCCUUGUCAAAAACUAAAAGAAGUUAUCGAGUCAAUAUUCUUCGUUGUGAGAGCUUAGCUUCAUUAUCCCCAUCAACACUCGAAAGAUUACUUCUUAGGGACUAUGACAUCAUGGUGUCUAUGAUUCCUCUUCCAUAUUCAUCCAUACUUCUACCAAGCACUACAGGGUUAGUACAUUUUGGUCCACCUUCUUACUCUUCCAUGACACCUUGGAUGAAGCUUGCACUUUAUACAUCUAGCAGCUGUGGCCCAGUAUCUGCUGUAUUUAUGAAAGGACAACGUUUAAGGCUACUGCCUGAACCAUUAGCCAGUUGCGAAAAGGCACUAAUAUGGUCUUGGGAUCAUUCUGUGGUGGGUGGAUUAGGAGGGAAGUUUGAAGGAAAUUUAGUAAAAGGAUGUCUUUUGUUGCAUUACUUGAACUCAAUGACAAAACAUUCUGCGGUUAUAGUGCAACCAUUGAGCACAAAUGAUCUUGAUGAAACUGGAAACCUCGUCACUGUGGAUAUCCCAUUGCCAUUAAAAAAUAUUGAUGGGUCAAUUGUGUCUACCAUAGCCAGCAUUGGCUUACCUGAGGAGCAAAUAUUAAAUUUAUCUUCAUUAUUAUAUAAUCUCUCCAGUAAAAUUGAGUUGGGUACAGUAGGUUAUCUUAGUUUAGUUAGGCUUCACAGGAUAAGCAAAUCCAAUGAAAUUAUAUCGAAGAAUGGCAAUUAUGAGUGGAUACCUUUGAGUCUAGAAUUUGGAAUUCCAUUGUUCAAUCCAAAAUUAUGUGAAAGAAUAUGUGAAAGAGUCGUCGAGUCAUGCAUGCUUCAAAAAGAUGACAUCAGUGAACAUUAUGAGGCAAUGCAGAAUGUGAGAAAGAGAUUGAGAGAACUUUGUGCUGAGUACCAAGCAACUGGCCCAACAGCAAGGCUCUUCAAUCAAAGGGGUAAUUCGAAGAAUUCACCACGCCAACUAAUCAACAUUGUUAGUGGCAGAUGGAGUCCAUUUCAUGAUACACUAACACCCAACCAGGGAGGAUCCCCACGUGAGCAUGAUAGGCUGAAAGUUGCAACACGCCAAAAAUGUUUCACUGAAGUUUUAAGCUUCGAUGGGAGCAUACUUAGGUCAUAUGCUCUCGCCCCUGUGUAUGAGGCUGCCACAAGAACUGUCCAUGAAGAUCAACCCACCACACCUGUAGCAAAACCAGAACCUGAUGAUGCAGACACCAAAGAUGUGGUCUUACCUGGAGUCAAUCUUAUAUUCGAUGGAGCUGAAUUGCACCCCUUUGACAUCGGUGCUUGUCUCCAAGCUCGUCAACCUAUUUCACUGAUAGCUGAGGCGUCAUCAUCUUCAUUGGCUAUGAAAUGAGAAACCCAUCACUAGCAUUAGGGUUGCAAAGUUGCAAUUGUCUUGUUUAUGUGCUACUUACAUAAUUGGUUCUUUGAUAGAAUGCUUCCCAAAACUAGCAAUUUUUAGAGCUUGAUGUGGGAAGAUCUUUUUAUCAUGGUAUGGGUGGUGGCUCCUUUCUCUUACAAACAACAAAUUUCUAGAUAUAGUUGUGAUUAAUACUAGGUAAGGUUUUUAGACACAAAUGAAGCUUAUUGGCUAAUAGAUGAAGAUGCAUGUUUGCAUUAGGAGAUAGCAAAUUCUCAUGCUGAACUCAAUUGUCUGUUUGGUAUGCAUAGAAGGUGGUCAAAAUAUCCACCGCCAGAUAGGAACACACAAUUCAUCAAGGCAUCUAUUUUCAAAAUUUAGAGUUUUUUGUUUAGGCUUAAACAUUUGAAUGGAACUCCUAUAAGUUUCUCGUAAUAUCUGAUUGCCCGAACAAUCAGUUUUUAAGAGAAUUGAGUUCUAAUCAACAUGUUCGAUCAAAAUAUUCUAUUUGAUUUACUAAAUGGAAUAUCUUAUA